Molecule: messenger RNA, 4369 nt
Organism: Westerdykella ornata
Lineage: Eukaryota; Fungi; Ascomycota; Dothideomycetes; Pleosporales; Sporormiaceae
Exons: 8
Coding region: 116-4246 (1376 amino acids)
Source: RefSeq, a predicted model, not a curated record
CCCCGCCCUUGAAGUAUUGCCCAUAACAACGUUACUCUGAAGUGCCACCUUCUGCUCCACGGUAUCAUAAAUUGGUAACCACUGUUAUCUGUCCCCACUCCUCAAGACUGACACCAUGGUCAAACUCAGGGUUAAAUCAUCAGUUCAAAAGACUCCACGACUUACAACCCCAAUCCCCGCAAUAUCAUCAUCAAAAUUGAUGUCAACGUACACAGCACAGUAUGAUCUUGCGGGAAAUCUUUCUAUCUUCCACCUAUAUCAGGGAGAGUCGACCUGGGGUGUAUUCCGAUACUACCAAACAGGACCCUGCAUGCAAUGGGUCAAACAAGACACCGGAGUCCAAAUUCCGACCAGUCUUCCAAGGUUCUCGAUAAACGAUACGGGCUUCAUUUCCUCCACCGUGGCCGAGGAUGGAACUAUUUAUGUGGCAGUCGCUGGGGACUAUCUCUACGACGGGAUGCUGCGGUCCAUGGCCGUGAAUAUUCAAUGCGGUACUUUCCCGCCAAACAAUGUUGGGCCGCCAACCUGGGUAGGAGGCCUACAAUUUUAUCCAGCCUCCCAAGAUUACGCGGGGUGUACCAUGUCAUCCAUCGCCCUCUCGAUGGUACCCCUGGGACCUGAUGCACAACAGCCCCAGGUCUGUGCCGCAAUCACCAAGGUUGUCAGAACCAGUGAUGUUGACACAGGCGCGCCAGCUCCGUGCAUCUUUGUCUGGAACCCCAUUUCCAAUACCACAUUCGAAGCGUUCGGUGGCAAGGAGGAGGGAGACUUCACCCCCUUCCCCCCGGGGCCUGUGGCCCGCCAAGUGGUCGAUGCGUUCUAUGGCAAAUACCAAGACCCUCUGCGGGAUCCGACAUGCGCUCCUGUCUGGGGCUGGCACAGCCAUAUUGACCCUCCACAGCCGUCCCCUUCCGGUAGGACAUUAAGUCGCGAUGCUGAUGCUACCCAGGCAUUCAUACCGCGGCUGGGGGAGGCCGGUCCAAGUACACACCUCGCUGUGAAGAUGAAAGUUGUUUAUCUGGACGACAAGUUGAGGCCCAAACAAGGACUUUCGCCGCUCCUGUUUGCCAUUUCAAAGGACCCAAGAGUCGGAGACCCCGCGGCUGGCAAAGUUGUGUUCCUGCCGAAUACACAGUACGACAGUCAGUCGCCACCCGAGACGUUCACUGUUCUGUUUAACCACAACCUCUCUUCGCUCAGUCUUGAUAGCGGGGCGUUCAAAGCGACCUGGAUUGACGCGGUAGUUGAGGAUUUGUCGGAUCAUCCAAAUGGGGGCGUUCAGGGUACCAACUGGAGGGUGCAUGUAUUCGCUUUAUUCACUAACGCCGACGGUCGCUGUAAACUCAUGCACACAUGGAGCUUUCAGGCCGAAGGAGGAGGCGGUAGCGGCGUGGUGGAAAUCAGUCCCGGGGUUUUUGACAUACCAGAAGCAAAUUGGAGUUUGCCCGUGGUCAUUACAACCGACUUGCUGAAUGUUCCUUGCUCCCUCUCCAUGUUCGGCAACCUGUGCACGUUGACUGUCUUGAAUGGUGAUAGUUGCUUCACAACCUGGUCUCAACUUUGGGAUUCACCUACAACCCGGGGGGUAUGGACGAUGAAGACCGUGGCUGUGCCGAAUAUGGCCCCAACUGCAUCGGGACAAGCGAUGACUGAUACCGGAACCGAGAGUUGCUUCUAUCUUGAGCUAGCAGCAAUGGAUGAAUCACCUGACGGCCUGCACCAUAGCCCAAAACCGUACACCAUAGCGACAUUAGGUUCCGACUCUCAGAUGAAUUUCACUGCGAAUGGCAGAAAUGUGCAGUUAGGUCCGGGGUUGGAACCCGUCGUUCUAACGUUCAAUGCUGCAGGUCUGCUGGGAAUAGAAAUGCCGAUAGCGAUAGCUGGAUCAAAAGCACAAGCACUCUUUUCUUACCCGUUGAUGUUCCCACCCACAUUCUGGAUCGGAGUGGACGGAAUGGAUGGCAUCCAAAUCGAUUUGCUCUUAACCCCGUCAAGCCUAUUUGACACGCUGAUAUCGCCGAAGUUUGGCGUUGACAGUCUCCGGCAUGUCCAAAAGAGCCAACCACCAAGCGGAAUCCCAGGUUUGAAUCCGGAUUAUUUCAACGAUGAAGGGUCAACAUCGAGCAUGAUCUUAGGCCUCCAGCAGAUGAUAUCGAUUCUACUCCGGCCAAGAAAUCCACAACCCUUGGAGCAGGAGUAUCUCACGCGGAAGACCCAGUUCUCCCCAAAUGCCGCCGUCCGAUUGAAAUCUGACCCUUGCAAGAUAGAGCCAGCCACCAUGAACCCAGUAGCUUUCGAGAUGAACUUUGUCUUGAACUACUACAGGACCCAAAAGAACCCCGCCAAGGCAAUACUCAAGGCGACCUACUCCACUACCUUCGCGCCAAUCAUUGUGCAUUCGGCCGUGGAGCCAGCAUCCCCAGUGUCCGUUCUCUGCUGCGCAGACAUGAUUCAGAAUAUUGCCUCCGAAUCGCAAGGCUACAUUAGAUCGAUUGCGGUGGAUUGCAGAGGUCCGUCCAUGCUUGUUCGGGUAGUGUGGGCGCGGUACAGUCCGCUCGGCGCAUCUGACAGCGGUAUCGGUUGGGUAUCCGAAGUCAAGACGGCGCAUGAUUUCGGCUUACUUUUCUCUUUCUUGUUAUCGUACGCCGGUCUCUACGGGGAUACGAUUGCCACAUGGUUGAACGGCGCCACUUGGAUUGCUGAAGACCGGCCGGCUUUGCUCUCUGUGCUGAACUCGGUGCAGCCGCUCCUCAACCGGGCAGAGGUCAUGCUGAGUGAUUUCAGCAAAAACGUCCUGCCUCCUCUCGAUGCCAGCUUCUUCAAGAGCCUAUACGGGCCUAAUGGGGACGGAAUAACAAAGGUCUUCAACGAUCCGCAGACCCCAUACGGAUCGUAUAGUCCCCACACCGAUAAUAUGACACUCAAACCAGACGGCGAAUUAGGUGGGCUACCAGCAUGUGAGAUAUCGAAUCGACUUGUGCCUAGUUUCAGUUGGGUGUAUAAUCAAUUGUUUGAAAUUGACGAGGAAAUUGUACCGACAGUGGCGGGUAGAACUGCUGGCCCAACGAUCGCAAAGGUGCAAGACCUGCUUUUGGACAUCCACAACGACCUCGACGCCUUUUCCAAUGCCAACCUCUUUGAUAGCCUCUGCACGUUGUGGAAUACUUUUACAACCAAUUCGGCCUUCGAUAACACGCCGUGCACAUCGAUCUUCCCUCCGACAACGCCAGUAUUCUUGAACGCCGUCGAUUAUGCGCAAACACUUUCCAAGACCGUCACGAGCUUGGCUUCCGUCCUAGCAGAUGAUGAGAAGACUACCCUUCUCGGUCAACCCCUUCAAUCCCCAAGGCACAUUCUGCUCUAUCAAGCCUUGACGACCGAGGUGGGGAAGCCGGCCCCUGUUCCCACUCUUUCCGACUUUCUAGCUCUCAUCUUGACGAUCCCGAUAUAUGCCAUAGGCAACCUUCUGCCAGAAGACCACCCACCAGCCGACUGGGCCUUUAAAGAUGUUGGUCUACUUAGUCUUGCUGCUACAUACUACGGUCUCAAUGGGUUAAUGCUCCCCUCGUUCGGGAGCGCAGACGUAUCGCGGUCUUUUCUCUUCCUGGCAUUCACUGGAUUGUCAGUCACAUAUUUGGAAGAGGGCCCCCCAGAGCACCCUUCAGGCGAUCCGGAUCCAAUCAUACUACCGUACAUGGUACCAUGUCUGGAAGCUCAAUUCACCGUGUCGUAUCUGCAAGGCUGGCUUAUGACUUCAUCCGAACCGCUGCCCAUCACUCAGGCCGACAUGAGGUUUAUGCUCACGUAUCUGAACGGACUGGCCUCCUAUGCGCUGUACGCGUCCACCAUAUACAGUAUCCUGAAAUUAGGGAAUACGGUCGACGAGGCGCCCGAGGCGGAACGACUAGUCCAUGGCUACACUCUCUGGUCGGGCCUCGCCGGGAUAGGGAAUAUGCUUCAGAUGCCCGGUAUGAUCAAUCCGUCUAGAUCAGCCUCAGGCAAGGCUGCUCCACUUCGCGUCUCACUUUCAGCCAAUAUUGGUGAAGUUGCUUUUUGGGCGCGGUAUGUCGGAGCUGCCUGCGCGUUUCGGGCCAGGAAAGCAAGAGAGGUUGAUGCGCAGCAUCCCCAUUCGAAACCGCGGGCGGAAACAACUAGUGCAUCGUGGGGAAACGUUAACCCCUCACGUGUAAGUCAUCUGACAAGGGGGUUAUCCCUUAUGGCGCUUGGCAGGAGUCCGGAUGAGUAGUUGAUGUACGACCAAUGGGUCAUCUGCCCCUUCAUGUCAUCUAAUUUCAACUGCUGGGCUUGGAGCUUGCUAGAAACUAAUGCUAUCUGCUGUUCAACGGCAUUAGUUACUACAGCAAUUACG